AUGGCCGAUAACAGUUCACCAGAUUACAAGGCUCUCUUCCAUAGAGCGGAAGCGGAACGAAAGCGGGCAGAAGAUCGAGAAAGGCAGGAAGCAGAGUUGCGAAGGCAGGCAGAAGAGCGAGAGGCAGAGGAAAAAGUGCGCAGCCAGCCGACAACACUCGAAGAGCUCAUCAAAGGUUGUCAUGAUUCAUUCUCCCGGCCUUUGCAGGUUGGAACGCCAUCCCGCUCCACGAAGGGGAGUAUUCCACUACCCACUGGGAAAUACUGCCCAACAAGUCUUUGCUUUUGGUCAAACUGCCCGGCUCAACUGCAAGAAAUUUAUGAUUCAGUUUCCACUUACCUCCAGCCAGCUGGAAAAGACGCACCUCGGCUAUUCACAUCUCUUCUUGUGCUAAAUGAACUUGGUCGGCGGUAUUCUAGCCGAAAACUACGAAGUGAAAAGGAUUUGGAACACUACGAGCGAACCGCUGUGGAAGAUCAUGUCCAUGAUAUCAUAGCCGAGCUAUGCAAAAUACCUGAUGCCCGAGAGAGAUUCCGGCUUGGAGAUGGGAUCCUGUUUGAAAAUCAUGAAAAUCUUCUACAGACAUCAGAAGAGUCAGAUGUACAGCUGCUUGAUGAAUCCAGCACAAAGCAUCCCAAACCAGAUUCAUUCUGUAUUCAUCGGAUCAACGAUUCCACGAAUACUUUGAUUACAACAGUCGAGUAUAAGCCGCCACACAAGCUCUCGGUUGAAAAUCUCCGAGCGGGUCUUCGAUCGAUGAAGCUCUGGGAAGAGAUUGUUCAGUCAGACACAAUCCCCAAGAGUGAUGAGCUGAACAAGGAUGAAAAGCUGAGAUAUAAUGCGGAACAGCUGACUUGCUCAGUUUUGGUUCAGGAGUAUCAUGUCAUGAUUCAAGCUGGACUGGAGUACUCCUACAUAACUAAUGGAUUUGCUAUUGUUCUUCUUCAUGUUCCAUACAGCGACCCUAGUACACUCUAUUACUAUCUCUGUGAACCAAACAUGGAUGUGAUUUCAGAAAAUCCUGGGGUCUUUUAUCAGUCAAAAACAGCUAUUGCCAGAAUAUUAUGUCUCUGUCUGAUGUCCUUUCUCUCGGAUAUCCGUGACCAGAAGUGGCGGAAUGCUGCAAGAUCCCAGCUCCAUAUAUGGAAAACAAGUUUUGACUUUACACGGUCGCAAAUCCCCGAUGACGAGCUGCAACAAACUCCUCCAGGAUCAGAAUAUGCAAGCUCGGAAUAUAUGCCCUCUGAACAUCUGCCAUCGUCUCCAUUACAGCCCGGCCGUCGAGUUUCUACCCGAUCUCAAACCACCUGUGCACCAAUGGAUACCUCACCUUUGAAUGAUCAUAUGGAUUCUUCCGACUCCGACUCUAACCAAACAGCGCACGGCCGGAAGCGGGGCUUCAGCCAAGUGAUGUCCUCCCCGCCCAACCAGCGUUCAUCGGCGCGCCCAGCAGGUCCUAGGCCAUCGAGCGGCCAGAGCCAACACACGGCACGUUACUGUACACAGCAAUGCUUAUUGGGUUUGCAACAAGGAGGUGAAUUGGAUCAUCAAUGCCCUAAUGUUUCUCUCCACCAGCGGGGUCAGAAUGAUGAUCGACAUUGUAUCGAUGCAAGGAAGCUUGUGCAAAUACUGAAUGAACAGCUCGAUCGUGACCUUGAUCAUAACUGCACACCAUUUGGGACUUGUGGAUCGUAUGGUGCACCCUUCAAGAUCACUUGUGCUGCAUAUGGCUACACUUUUGUUGGAAAAGGGACAACAGCCGGGUUAUGGAAAGUUGUCUCACGUGAAGCAGAAAUAUACCGGGUUCUUCAAAAAGCACAGGGUUCUGCUGUCCCUGUAUUUCUGGGGACGAUUGAUUUGAAAUUGUUCCUUUUCCUCCAUGGUGCUGGGGACAUCCGCCACAUGCUUCUCAUGGGUUGGGCGGGGGAAAGUAUAGAGAACGUCAAAGACAAGGAAGUGCUAAGUCGUGAGAUUUCCAGGUCGAAGAGGGAAAUCCGCAUGCUGGGAGUGGUACAUAAAGACCUGCGGUCUGCCAACAUGUUAUGGAAUAACGAACUGCGCCGGGUUCUGAUCAUAGACUUUCACCGGUCCGACAUAGACCAGCGCCCGAAGAAAAGGCGGGUUGGAUCUUUGAAAAGGUCAAUCCAUCAGGAGGGCAUAAAACGACCCUGUAAUAACAAUGGCUGGACUGGGCGUAUCUCUACGACAACAGGGUCAGACGUCCAAUUAUCACCAGCCACCGCCUAA
Histoplasma capsulatum G186AR is the source of this 2247-nucleotide messenger RNA. RefSeq lists its product as uncharacterized. The transcript has a single exon. Bases 1 to 2247 code for a protein of 748 amino acids. The record is from RefSeq and is a predicted model, not a curated record. Lineage: Eukaryota; Fungi; Ascomycota; Eurotiomycetes; Onygenales; Ajellomycetaceae.